Messenger RNA from Spea bombifrons (plains spadefoot toad), 2566 nucleotides. It is a transcript of the gene GFM2, whose product is annotated as GTP dependent ribosome recycling factor mitochondrial 2. Gene Ontology annotation, biological process: mitochondrial translation; ribosome disassembly. NCBI's taxonomy places the organism in Eukaryota, Metazoa, Chordata, Amphibia, Anura, Pelobatidae. The transcript has 21 exons. Bases 154 to 2487 code for a protein of 777 amino acids. The record is from RefSeq and is a predicted model, not a curated record. Gene Ontology annotation, molecular function: GTP binding; GTPase activity; translation elongation factor activity. Gene Ontology annotation, cellular component: mitochondrion.
AGAGAGGGACGAGAGCUUGAAGUAAUGUGGAGGUCACAUGUGCGGAUGUGACAGCUCAGGGCAUGUUGUAGACAGAGUUUCUUAGUCCAUUGAUCUAGGAAUAAAGGAUGUUUUUAUGCACAUACAUGAACAAAAGGAAAUAAAGCAGAAAUCAUGUCAGCAGCUUUGAUGAACCUACAUGGAAAGCCUUUUGGUGCAUAUAAGGUUUAUACAGAGUGUCUUCAGUGUUGUAAAAGAAGACUUGCACAAACCAGAAGACCCAUUUGUAACUAUGGCCAUCAUAGGACCUACAGCUCUUCAGCAGGAGAUGUUAAAUCCUUGCGAACUAUCAUCAGCCCUCCAAUAUCCAAGAUCAGAAAUAUAGGAAUCAUGGCUCACAUAGAUGCAGGGAAGACUACAACCACAGAAAGAAUGCUUUAUUAUUCUGGUUACAUCAGAGCCUUAGGCGACGUUGAUGAUGGUGACACAGUGACAGACUUCAUGGCACAGGAAAGAGAACGUGGAAUCACCAUUCAGUCUGCGGCUGUUACCUUUGACUGGAAUGGACACAGAAUCAACCUCAUCGACACACCAGGACACGUGGAUUUCACUGUUGAGGUAGAGCGCUCAUUGAGGGUGCUUGAUGGCGCAGUAGCAGUCUUUGAUGCUUCUGCUGGAGUUGAGGCUCAAACACUGACUGUAUGGAGACAGGCAGACAAGCACUCCAUACCACGCCUUUGCUUCCUAAACAAGAUGGACAAAAAUGGUGCCAGUUUUUCAUACGCUGUCGACAGUAUCAAAGAAAAGCUGAAAGUUCAACCUCUGUUGUUACAGUUACCCUUGGGAGAAGGUAAAGCAUUCAGGGGUUUUGUGGAUCUGGUCACCCUGGAAACUGUAAUGUGGGACCCCAGAGCCAACGUAGAUGACGGAAGGAUAUUUGAUCGGAAAGCUCUGAAUGAAACAAGUGAUCGAGGGCUACUGAAACAUGCCAGUGACGCCAGAAAUUCCUUAAUAGAACAACUUGCAGACCUCGAUGACGAGUUUGCUACAAUAAUCGUGGAGGAGUACAGUGAAUGUUUCGACCUGAUACCAGUGGAAAAAUUACAGUCUGCAGUACGAAGGGUGACUCUGGCCCAGUCCGCGGUACCAGUUCUGUGCGGCAGUGCUCUGAAGAAUAGAGGGGUACAGCCUCUCUUGGAUGCGAUUACCUUGUAUCUGCCAUCUCCAGAAGACUGUUCACAUGAUUUUGUACAGUGGUAUCAGGGUGACCUGUGUGCACUUGCAUUUAAAGUCCUGCAUGACAAGCAACGUGGACCCAUGGUCUUUGUACGGAUUUAUUCGGGAACUAUGAAACCACAAUCGGCUGUACAUAAUGUGAACCAAAACUGCACAGAAAGAAUGAGCCGUUUGCUCCUGCCAUUUGCUGACCAGCAAGUUGAAAUACCCUCAUUGUCUCCUGGCAAUAUCGCAUUAACAGUUGGGCUCAAACAGACUGCAACAGGAGACACAAUAGUUUCCUCUAAAGCCUCAGCAGCAGCUGCUGCCCGCAGAGCAGGACGAGAUGGCGUCGGCAAGAGCAGAGACAGAAAUACAUCAGAGAACCUUGUACUGGCUGGUGUGGAGGUUCCAGAGCCAGUGUUUUUUUGUACAAUAGAACCUCCAUCUGUGGCCAGACAACCAGAUUUGGAAAAUGCUUUAAAGUGCCUUCAGAGAGAAGACCCGAGUUUAAAAGUGAAGAUAGACCCUGACUCUGGCCAGAUGAUUCUUUGCGGCAUGGGUGAACUGCACAUUGAAAUCAUACAUGACCGCAUCAAACGAGAAUAUGGACUCCAGACCUAUCUUGGACCACUUCAGAUUGCCUACAGAGAAACUAUAUUGAGUCCUUCCAGUGCUACAGACAUCUUGGACAGAACCAUAGGAGACACUCAUCACCUGGUGACAGUAGAACUUGAAGUUAGUCCAAGUGUUGAUGAUGGACCAGCAACAAGGCCAGUUAUUGAGUAUGCAGAGGACAUUCCUGAACAGUUCCUGAAGGACUUUCAGGAAGCCAUAGAGAACGGCAUUCACAGUUCACUUUUACAAGGUCCUUUGCUUGGUUGCCCGGUGCAGGAUGUCUCUGUUACUGUCCGUGCUGUCAGUGUAUUGACUGGUAGUUCGGUCACCAUGAUCUCUGCUUGUGUUUCACGCUGCUUGCACAAGGCAUUGAAGAAAGCAGAGAAGCAAGUUCUGGAGCCAUUAAUGAAACUGGAAAUUACCAUGAGUGAAGAUUAUCUCAGUAGUGUCCUGGGGGACCUGGCCCAGAGAAGGGGCCACAUUCAGGAAAUACAGAGCCGCUCUGAUAACAAGGUUGUGGUUGCAUCGGUUCCUCUUGCUGAAAUGAUGGGGUAUUCCACAGACCUUCGUACAAUCACUUCUGGCUCAGCAACAUUUUCUCUAGAAUUAUCCAAUUAUGAAGCCAUGAACCCACAAGAUCAGCAUGCCUUGCUCAAGAAGAGGGGAUAUGUUUAAAGCUCUGUCUAUUAGGGACUGUAGUUAUUGGUCUCAUGGUGAUCAGUAUAUACAAAUGUAAAUAAGAACACUUAUUUAA